Messenger RNA from Symbiodinium pilosum, 2125 nucleotides. The record is from the annotation of a GenBank genome assembly. Lineage: Eukaryota; Dinophyceae; Suessiales; Symbiodiniaceae.
AUGCGUUUUCUGGCCAUUGGCUUCUUGACGUGGCUGAUGGCUGCAGUGGGGGCUGCUCUUCUCACGUUGAUGAGCUUUGAUGUCUUGGCAAUGCAAGGUUCUUUGCUCGACUAUUCCUUCAGCAAGGGGCACCUCACGUAUUUGGCCGGGGACAGGGCUGUGCAGAACACCCUCUUGCUUCAUGAUGACGCAGAUUCCAUCACCUUUUAUUUCGAGGCCGGGACUUCUACAGAGUCUGUCAAGUUGACGAUUCAACAUCCACUGCUAAAUGACUCAAAUGCCGUUCUCCUGUAUUCGCUCAAUGGGGAAGGUGAAGCUUCAGAAGCUGCUGAUGCGUCCAGCAAGACACCGGCAAUGGAAUAUCAAUUGGAUCUUCCAGCAGGCCCGCUAUACGGUCGCAUCACAGUUGAAACUUCCUCAACGGUCUGCUUCUUCACGCAGUGUGUAAUGUCAGCUACGACCUACAUGUUCCACAUCAUUCGAGUUGGCGAGAUGAUAUCGUUUUCAUUGAAGGGCCAGGUGAGUGGCACGGACUCCCCGAAAGACUUUGUCGAGCAAAGGAGUUGGCUUUAUCAACAGCGCUGUCCCGAGUGGUACAUCCCGGAGUUCCAGCCUCAUAGCCUUGCUAGCCUUGAAGUCACACUUCGUCCUGUUUGCUUUGCUCCACUCCGAGAGUGGUCAGGCAGAUCUUCAAGACUAGUGCAAUAUGCCCAGGAGUGUCAGUGCGGUGAGGAGAGCACUGAAGGCACCUGGCUUGGCAACGAGUGCUGGAAGGAAGUUGAUCUCCAGCUUUUGAACGCCUCCAGCGGCUCAACCUGUCUCUUCCUGCGGAAGACAAGUGUGCCCGUCAUGGAUGAGCUGAAGGUCCCUGGUAGGAAGGGGCGUCUUUGUGGCCACGAUGUGGUGGAGUGGCUUCAGGAUGUGAAAGUCAGUGGGAAGUUUGCCAAGCUUGUGUCGGACCUUGAAUCCUCAGAAGCACCAGAGAAACCCGAUGCCCGCUUGGCUACAGAGCCCAAGGCAGCCAAAGAAUGGGCUUUCGAGCUGAGAAACGGCACUGAACAUCAAAUUUCCAACACCUUCGCUUUCUCCGCGCCGAUUGAAUCUUUCUUGCACAUCACUCAACUGAUUAUCUCAACAACGCAGGAUGAAACUGAUUCCGAGUCACAGCUGGUUCCCCUGAAGAUGGUGCCACAUCCGCCGCCCAUCAAGGUUCUUCUAAAGAACGGUUCGCUACUUCCAGAGUUUGCCAUGGACAAGAAGCGCAGCGAAUAUUUUGCAUGCAUGGUGCGCGACUUGAAACCUGUGCAAGCUCAAGUCGUGGACAAACGGUUCCAAGUGAAGGAGCAGCUAGUUCUUCUUGAAGACGAUUGUUUUGGGUCCCCAGCCUUCCAAAAGAGGCUUUCAGCCGUGCGCAAUGAGAGUUGUGACUAUUGUGAGAAAUACCAACCUUGGAGUGACAGCUAUGACAUCGCGGUAACUCUCUCAAUGCAAGGAUGCUUGAAUGAGGCGAUCGAUGUGGGCAACUUCGAAGUCUUUAAGGAUGUAGCUUCACUGGUUCCUCAAGAGCUGCAGAAAGAGAACCAGCACAGCUGUGCUUUUCUGCAGAGAGCAAUUCGUGUGGAUCAAACAGGCAUGCUCCCAGGGCUCUUGACCAUCUUCGGUCCUAACUGUGAAGGAUGCAAAGAGACUCCUUUAGGAGUUGCCGCAGCGGCGGGCAAUCUGAAAGCCUUGGAUUUGCUUCUCAAUGUCUCGAGCUUGACUGAUGAUGAAGAUGAGAGUGGUCGCACAGCCCUCUUCCGUGCAACCCAAACGUGCAAUGUGGAUGCUGUAGGACGUUUGAUCAACAAGAGCGACUUCAACCAUGGGAUGCCCACAAAGAAGGGAGGCAAGUGCUUGAUCACCCCGCUGCUAUGGCUUGUGGGCCGUGGGAAGCUUGCAGGAGCUGCAUGUGAGGAUCGCUGGAAGGCUUUGGUUCAGAUGUUGUUGAAGGGCGGGGCCAAAUUCACUGUGGCAGGCUGUCCGCCUUCAAAGACACCGAACACCGCCUUGGUCGAGGCCAUCCAGUAUGAAAACAUGGAAGCUGUGCCACUGCUUCUGGAGCUCGGUGCUGAUGUCAACCAGAAAG